Molecule: messenger RNA, 2672 nt
Organism: Photinus pyralis (common eastern firefly)
Lineage: Eukaryota; Metazoa; Arthropoda; Insecta; Coleoptera; Lampyridae
Product: ABC transporter G family member 20-like
Exons: 10
Coding region: 192-2471 (759 amino acids)
Cellular component (GO): membrane
Molecular function (GO): ABC-type transporter activity; ATP hydrolysis activity; ATP binding
Source: RefSeq, a predicted model, not a curated record
GAAGGUGCGCUACUUGUUUCUAACCCCCCCACCUACCGCAAACGCACUUGUCGCAAAAUAAUGUAAAAUACAUUUUAUUAUUAUUAUUCAAUCGAAGGUUGGUGUUUGUGGCUAGUGUCGAUCGCUUGAAGUGUGCCUUGAUUAAUAAUAUUACUUAAUUGCAUAAGGAAGCAGGUGAAACAGGAACUGCAAUGGAGGGCGACUCUUCCGAGUUGGAGCUGCGUCGUCGGGAAUUACAGAGUCAACUUUCGAACGUUAACAUCAGGAAACAAAAUGCGAUCUGCGUCAGAAGGGCGUACAAGCGUUACGGCACUAAGAAGAAUCCAUUUGUGAUACUCGACGGUCUCAAUAUGACCGUGCCCAAGGGAACGAUAUACGGUUUAUUGGGCGCAAGCGGAUGCGGAAAAACCACGUUGCUCAGCUGCAUUGUCGGUCGCAAGCGUUUAAAUGCCGGCGAAAUAUGGGUCUUGGGCGGGACGCCCGGUUCGCGAGGUAGCGGCGUCCCAGGACCACGAAUAGGAUACAUGCCUCAGGAAAUCGCCCUGUACGGCGGGUUUUCCAUUAAAGAAACGCUGACGUACUUCGGUUGGAUCGCCGGUAUGACCGACGCGCAAAUCCAGAACCGUCUCGAGUUCCUCGUGAAAUUCCUAAUGCUGCCCGACGCCGAGUGCAUGGUAAAAAACUUAAGCGGCGGUCAGCAAAGAAGGGUAUCAUUAGCAUCGGCGCUCUUACACGAACCGGAAUUAUUAAUUUUAGACGAACCGACCGUCGGUGUCGAUCCGCUCUUGAGACAAAGCAUUUGGGAUCAUCUCGUCGAAAUUACGAGAACCGGACACACGACCGUAAUCAUCACCACGCAUUACAUCGACGAAACGCGACAGGCGCAUCUUAUAGGGUUAAUGCGCGGAGGAUACUUUCUAGCCGAAGAAUCUCCCGCAAAACUGCUAAGACAAUUCGAAGCAGACACGCUCGAGGAUGUCUUCCUGAAGCUUAGCGUAAUACAAAACAUGGGCCGUCAGCGUCGGUCGAGCAUAGCCCAAGCCGUCAGCAGCGUGGUGGGUGUUCCCAAUGGAGUUGUCAACGAGGCGGUCAUCGUAGACAGCGCGGGGGAAAAUAACGAAAUAUCCGGCGAGUUUGGCGAUAAUAUUUCUUUGAGUGCGAGAAGCACGAGUCGCCUUUCGCUCGCGAUAUCUGAGGAUCCUGGUGAUCUGUCCAUGUCCGUGGUACCCCCUGAAGACACGCCGCCCGCGAAAAUAUCAGACUACUUCGUCGUACUGAAAAGCAACCACAUGAAGGCGUUAGUUUGGAAAAACUUCCUUGGGAUGCUACGCAAUGUGGCGAUGAUGCUGUUUAUAACUCUACUACCGGUUGCCCAAAUAGUUCUAUUUUGCGCUUCGAUUGGACACGACCCCGUCUCUCUUCCAAUAGCAGUGAUUAACCACGAAUCGGAAAACAACUGCUCAACACCUCUACACUGUAACAGCACAAGACUGAGCUGCCACUACCUCAACUACCUAGCAAAAAAGGACUUGGUGCUGCACUAUUACACUUCGGAGCAGGAUGCCAAAGAAUCAGUCCGAAAAGGUGGCAUGUACGCUUCAAUUGCAAUCAAGCACAACUACUCAUUAGCAUUACAAGCUCGAAUGGUAGAUUUAAAAAAUUCGCACCCAUGGGACGUUCAGUCAUCCGAAAUUGACGUUUAUCGAGAUGUCUCAAGUAAAACGAUCGCGGAAUUUAUCAAAGCCUAUCUCUACGAUACCUUCCAAGAGUUUGCUCAAGACUAUUUGGAAGCGUGCGGCUACGACCGACAUCUACUCCAGUACCCAAUACGAAUGGAGAAGCCAAUUUACGGAUUGAGUUCGCCAAAUUUCACGGACUUCGCCACGCCGGGUAUCAUAUUAACAGUGAUAUUUUUCCUGGCCGUCGCGCUAACUUCGGGCGCAAUGCUGAUCGAACGUAACGAAGGAAGUUUGGAGCGAUCAUUGGUGAUCGGAAUUGGUGGAGUCGAGUUGCUAACCGCACAUGUGAUAUGCCAAUUUGUCAUUAUGGUCAUUCAGUCGAUCAUGGUCAUGGUGGUUGCGUUCGCCCUUUUUAAUAUGACGGUAACUGGAUCGCUGGUUCUUGUCACAAUUCUCACGUUCAUGACCGGCUUCUGCGGGAUGUGUUAUGGAUUCGUGGUAUCCUGCUUAUGCAGUGAUGAAAGAGCAGCGACCUACGUGGCCAUGGGCAGUUUUUUACCAACGGUGAUGCUCUGCGGAAUUAUUUGGCCUUCGGAAGCAAUGCAUUAUUUGUUGAGGACGUUCGCCAUAUUUUUACCACUCACAAAAGCAACCGAAAGCAUGAGAAAUAUAUUGCAAAGGGGGUGGGACUUUUACGAACCCGCAGUUUAUGUGGGUUUUAUCUCUAUAGGUACCUGGAUUGUCAUUUUUCUUACAAUAAGUGUUUUAUUUUUAAAGUUUAACAAGGGAUAACAGAUUACACACAGUAUUACUGUUAUUUAAAGUGAUAUAAUAAACUAUUUUACACUGUUAUGUAAUGUCUACCUAAUUUAUAAUUACAAGAUCACGGUGUUCAGUACGAAUUAGUGGAGAUUUGUUAAGCCAUUGAUUAUUGAAUAAGAACGUUUUGUACCUACCUACUUCGUAUGUUGAAAUUUAAAAAAAUUGAUACCA